AUGACAGACGCGGGAGGUGACACGGUGUCAACUUCAGAAGGCCGUCCAUGGAAAAGUGGAGACGACAGUGACAUGGUGGAGGAGCUUCAUCCGAACUACGUGUCGGAGGACUCAUCCAAUCGAGCCGUACCAACCUUUGAGAAGUUGGUGAAUCGAGUAGCCUCCGAGAAGACAACUGGAUCCAGGUCUCGGUUCACCGAACUGAUCGGCUUGAGCAAGAAGCUCGCCAAUCCGCGGAUUGACUUCAUGAUCCUGCGAGCCCAGAAGACGAAGCAGUUUGAAAUCGAGAAGCCCUGGUAUAUCAUCAAUCCUGACAGCAGCUCCUUGUUCGCGGUGUGGCAAGGCCUCAGUUUCCUGGCGCUGACAUUUGUCGCCCUGAUCACACCGAUACAAGUCGGCCUCAUUGCGGAGUACAAAUUCGAUACGCUUGCCGCGGUGAGCUUAUGUGUGGACGUCAUUUUCCUCGUGGAUCUGCUGAUGCAGUUUUGCACGACCUACUCCAAGAAAACGGUGCGCGGGACGAUCUGGGAGACCAAGGUGACGGUAAUCUCACAGCAGUACCUGAGAUCUUGGUUCGUCCUGGAUGUCGUGUCCUUGAUUCCCUUCGAUUUGAUCGGCUUGAUGAUCGGCGGAAGCGGUGGCAAUGACUUCGCGGAGCUCAAAAGCAUCAAGGUUCUCAGAGUGCUGCGACUUCUGAAGUUGACGCGGUUUCCCCGAUGGAUUAACGACAUCGAAUCAUCGGAUCUGGAGUUCGGAAUCGUGUCGUCGAGAUCGCCUCUCCGAAUCUACGUUGCCGCGUUCUACUUCUGCGCCUACACGAUGACCUCCGUGGGCUACGGAGAUAUCGGCCCAAAGAACAUCCUGGAGCGCUUGGUCUGCUGCGGGAUCAUCCUGAGCGCUGGCCUCUGCUGGGCAUAUAUCCUGGGUGAGGUUUGUGGCAUCGUGGCGGACAUGACCAGCGAGAGCCAAGACUUCCGCAAGAGGAUGUAUCACCUGAACCGUAUGAUGAAGAUGCAGGAGGGGGAACGACAGGUCUUGGUGCAAUCAG
Molecule: messenger RNA, 1048 nt
Organism: Symbiodinium sp. CCMP2456
Lineage: Eukaryota; Dinophyceae; Suessiales; Symbiodiniaceae
Source: the annotation of a GenBank genome assembly